Messenger RNA from Cataglyphis hispanica, 2596 nucleotides. RefSeq lists its product as uncharacterized. The record is from RefSeq and is a predicted model, not a curated record. NCBI's taxonomy places the organism in Eukaryota, Metazoa, Arthropoda, Insecta, Hymenoptera, Formicidae. The coding region runs from base 153 to 1376 and encodes 407 amino acids. The transcript has a single exon.
GAGAUGGCAUUAGCUAGAGUUCUGCCUGGGAGACGUCAUUAUAAAAAUCCGACCCACAGUAUGAUCAAAGUCAUAAUUUGGAUAGCAAGCUCGUUCUAGUCAGUGCUGCAUCCAUAGUCGGACACGACGAUUGCAGAGAGUGUAGAGAUAAAAUGUCUUGUGUCGAAGAUUUUCAAAGAUGGCUCAAAGAAGUGAUGCGGAAAGUUAUCGAGAAUCUCGGAUCGAACGUCGAGGAAGCUCAAUACGAGUUAUCCGAAAGCACCGAUGUUUUUAUGUCCUCAUUGUAUCACGUAUGCGUGAAAUUUAAAAAUAAGACGAAAGAAGGACAGAGCGAGGAAGUAUUCAUAGUACUAAAGAGACCUACGCAGAUAGAAAUACACAGACAGAUGGUUCUCAUCGAUCCUCAGUUCCACAACGAGAUUUUAUUCUAUCGGACUUACGCCAGGCCAGACGAGAACUUUCCGAGAUGCUUCUACACCGACGAACGGCCGCCCAACGAUUCGGUGAUCGCCUUGGAAAAUGUCAACAAACGAGGAUAUUCUCCUUGUCCGUAUGUGUUUAACGCUCCUCUGGAGUACAUCUUAGCGGCGAUGCGUGAGAUAGCACGAUUCCACGGCAAGGGUUACGUCAUGAAAGAGCAACAGCGCGAAAAAUUUUUCGAUAUCGUGACGCAUCUUCAAGAAAGUAGAAUCAAUACGCCAUUGGAUGAUAAAUCAAGAUUUACUAUCAACUCUUGCGCGACCCGGGCAGUGGAAUAUCUUCGUAAUGAAGGACACGACGCAGUCUUUUGUGAUAAAAUGGAAUCUUUCCUCUCUAAUGCGUUCGAUGCAAUAAUGAAGAAAAUAAUGGAGCCAAUGGAACCUUUGUCUACGCUAUGUCAUGGUGAUUUUACAUUGAGCAAUAAUCUUUUUAAGAUGGAAGACGAUGGACAGCUACGAGCAAUGUUGAUCGACUUCGCGCUUUUGAGAUACUCGACUCCCGUCGUCGAUCUCUCCACGUUUCUCUGUCUCGGUUGUUCGAAUGAAAUCAGAAAGGAUAACUUUUUCGAGAUCAUGCGAACCUAUCACGACACGCUGAAGAAGUAUUUGUUGGACGCUGGCAUACAGGACAUCGAGAAAUAUUCGUAUGAUGCUUUGCAGGAUGAUUACAAGAAGGGUGUCCUCUUCGGUUUCCUUAUCGCAUCCUUCUUUUUAGCGAAUUUAAUGGGAUAUAUUAAUGUAAAAAUUUUUGAAGAACAUAAAGAAAUGGAAAAUAUGGAUGUAAUAGCCGAGCAUGUAAAAGACUGCAAGGAAGCUGGCGGAGAAAAAGUAUCCAAAAUAUUAGCUGAUAUGUUAUUGGAAUUUAAAGAUUUUGGUUUUUUGGAACAUAUCUUAUAAAUGUGUGUUUUUUUACAUAAUAAUAUAUAUUUGUAUAUCUGUAUCAUCAAUUAGUGGCUGUGAUGUAAAAAUAUGAAAAUUUUUUAAAUAAUUAAUUGUGCGUCACAGGAGUAUAAAUAAAUAUAAAAGAACUAUAGGUUACAAGCACACAUAGAUAAAGACUAUAGUAAUAUUAUUUCAUAAAAUCAUAUGAUGUAAUUUAAAUAAUUAUUAAUUUAAAUGAAUAAUUCAGAUAAUUUUUGAAUCACAAUUAUGAAAAAAAAAUAUUUGAAUUUCAUUAUCAAUUUAUUUUAUUAGAUCAGAAAAUUUUAAACAAUUACUUGUACACACUCAAGCGUAACUUUUAUCAGAUAAAUUGUAAAGGGAGUCGAUUAAAAAAUUAUUGCGUACAGAUCGUGAAUUUUGCUGAACGAACAUAUGCGUAAAUAUUGCGGAAAUGAAACAGCGUGGAUAUAAGAAUCGGAUUAAAACUGAAGUCCGUCUGUAUACACAUAUACAUGCGACACUAAAAAAAGAUGCGGUAUUGCCCGGAAUAUCCUCGUACACAUUGGGGAUGAAAUUAUUCUUUCGCCUGCACAAGUCCGGAUCUGCCUUUCAAAUAAAGAAGCGUCCCGCGUAACCACUAGAGAAUAACUUUGUCAUUUUUAUAUAUUUUUCCAAGCUAGCAGCAGCAUUUAUCACAAAAUUCACUUAUGCCGCACACUAUCCUAGGUUCGCGUACAAUCGAAUUUUUCCAAUAAUAAAGUAUUUCCUUGAUAUAAAAAAGUAUUAAGCGAGACAGAGAAACAACAUAUCACAAGUUACAGUCUCAUAAAGUAAAUUUAUUCGUAAUAACUCGUAUAAUACUACUUCUCUAUAUAUGUAUAGAUAGUCCCUUUCUUUCUCCAUUUCUAUUCAGAUUUAAAAAAAUAUUUUUAAAACUAAAAAAUAUAGACAUAUAUAUACAUGUGGUAGAGAAAUUCAUUUGUGAAGAGAAAAUUUGUUUUAUAUACGUUAUCAGAUUUAUCAUGAUAUUUCUGUGAUAACACUCUAGAGAGUUGCAUAAUAUUUUUAUUAUGAGAAAAAAAUUCUACAAGUGUGAUUGCGCAGAUGCAAGAUUUGAUGAAUCAUUUAUACUUUGCGCUAUUAGGCAGCUAUUUUACUUAAUAAAAUUUCAGUAUUCUACAAAUAUUUUGAAGAAAUUAAUGUAUACUAAUAAAACGUAAAUAAUAAAUACGUAA